AUGUCAAGCGAUUACGAGAGUGAAGGAAACGUCACAAGUGACGACGCGUUCGAAAUUCUCGAUGGUAUCAUCAAGAGGUUCUGCGCCCCCCCAAAGCGCCGCUCAAAUGUCCGCUUUGGCCAUUUGACGGUGCCUGCGUAUUUCACUACAAAAUACAACAUCGUGGACCGACUGAGCUCGGCUAUACACAAGAGGACAGACUCUACACAGGUCUUUGUUCUGACGCGCAAGGAGCAACGCAUUUUUUCAUCCUUCGAGUUUGAACACAUGCCAAAGCUCGUUAUGCGCGAUCAGACAAUCGAUCACGCUGACUUCUGUUCCAUUUUGGAAUACUGUCGCAUUGAUCCUGACGCUCCCAUAGGCCCUGGCUGGGUGGAAGGUGGUGAGCCCAUGUGGAAAUGUGACCAAUGGUUACCCAAACGAGUGUUCAUUGUCUUUUCACUGGACCCUUGGAUGUCAGCUGCUUGCGCGCUCGCCCUCACUGGACUUGUCCAGUGGGCUUGCGACACGGCUGAGAAAUAUGGCGCCGAUAUCCGUGUGUUGACAUUCUCAAACUUCUUUGGGAACAGUCUACUAUCGGAACUCGUCAGCCUUCGCUCUCAACAGCCUGUUGAACACUUUGAGUUGCCUAUCCCAACUCAAUUCAACCUCAUUCCUGAGGCGGCUAUCGACUUGACACAUGAGGAUCACGUAUACUCAACCAUUCAAGCUCGAAUGUCACCUCUGAAUGCUGAAUCGAGGAACGCCGUCCUGGUAGUGCCUCCGAUCAACAGAGAAGACCUGUUCCAGGGGCUACAGUUGGCGCACGAUGUGCGUUACCAGUACCUGCUGUUGAAGCACGUCGAAGAAAACGGUGAAAGUAUGUCCUGGAGCCUGGCGAACUGUGCCCCUGGCUUCGGGAGAACCGUCACCGUCAUUCAGGUAGAUUUGGAGCACCCUAUCCCUGACAUUCUAUACGGCUUUGAACGCGUUCACAUCGUUCUUGGUAAGCGAUGUAUGAGAACCGUCUUUGAUGAAGAAACCAAACAGGUGGUCAGGACUGAGCUCUCGAUCACUCAGAGUGAGCUUGAUAGCCUGCGAUGGUGGUGCUUCCAAUUGAACAAUCCAUUUCCUUACCUCCGCAUCUAUGCUGGAAGUGAGGGUCUGAGAGCGAAUGAAGAUGCGGCUGUUUACAGACCUCUUCAUAUCAUGAAUGAUCAUGCCGGUGCUUUCAUCAGUGGCGUCUACGGCAUGUCUAGCUGGGGCAUUGAUCCUGAGCAAGUCGUGGGAUGCUUCAUCAAGUCAACUCCGGUCAUUGCACAGGUGACUAGCCUCUUGCGAAAGGAGGGUGUCAUCCAUGGACAUCUCGCCAGACUUGCCUUCACAGGGAGUGAGGAGACUAGGUACCGAGUUAUUCUACGCGCCCUUGGAUACGACCAUCGCAUCGCACAUUUCUGUGCAUUGCGCUCGUCGGAUAUCAAGGUGCAGUGGAUCAAAUCACAGCUGGCUGUUGUCCUGAACGUGUCAAAAGACUGGACUGUGGAAAUUGAGCCCGGAAGGCAUUUCGGAUCUGACAUUCCGGCCUUUGGCUGGGGAUCAAAUCUCUCUGAUCAUGGAGAUCUCUGGCAAGUUCUUGGAAUGUGGAAAGCCAUUGCUUUGAACUGGGAAGAGUUUGAUGACAUUACCUCUCCUCAGGAACCGAUCUGGGAUGCGACUGGCUAUCUGAAGCCGCCCAUAGGCGCUGUGCAGCACUUUCAUGCCACAAAUCAUCAACUACAAAAUGCUUUGCAUUCUGUAGAGAAUUACAUCAAACUCCCUUUUCAUGGCGUCGAGGAUGAGAUUGAGAGUCUAAGCGAUGAUCAAAUGCGGGAGGUAUUCCAACAUCUGUUGCACGCCUUCCAGCAUCAACUCAUUGCCACUCGUCUCGCUGUUGUCCAGGGUCACGAACAGCUCCAGCACACUGUCGUCUCAACCGGGAAAAGUGUUGAGAUGAGGAGCCAGAGGACCGUACUGCCGCUUCCCAAUGCCAUCUUCAAGAACGUGGAGAGAGGUGGUGUUCUCUAUGGCAUAUGCACAGAGUUCAUCAAGGAGCCAGACUCUCUGGUUGCCAUGAACUGGACAUGGAUGCCUCAUGAUCUGGUCGCGCAGUACAUUUGA
Messenger RNA from Fusarium musae, 2136 nucleotides. RefSeq lists its product as uncharacterized. Bases 1 to 2136 code for a protein of 711 amino acids. The transcript has a single exon. The record is from RefSeq and is a predicted model, not a curated record. Lineage: Eukaryota; Fungi; Ascomycota; Sordariomycetes; Hypocreales; Nectriaceae.